Messenger RNA from Frieseomelitta varia, 2111 nucleotides. It is a transcript of the gene Pgm2a, whose product is annotated as phosphoglucomutase-2. Gene Ontology annotation, molecular function: phosphopentomutase activity; magnesium ion binding. NCBI's taxonomy places the organism in Eukaryota, Metazoa, Arthropoda, Insecta, Hymenoptera, Apidae. The coding region runs from base 161 to 1987 and encodes 608 amino acids. The record is from RefSeq and is a predicted model, not a curated record. Gene Ontology annotation, biological process: carbohydrate metabolic process; purine ribonucleoside salvage. The transcript is spliced from 10 exons.
UUUAUUUUGUACAUCUAAUUUAUAAAUUAAUAUAAAUCCUCCAUUAAAUAUUUACAAAGUUAACGUUUAAUAAAAAUCUGCAUUGAAUCAAUUGAUUUUUAUUACCGGUAUGAUAUAGUGGCAACGAUAACAGGUUAUUCUGCACUACGAUAUCUCUAACAUGGCUCUACAAAUUUCUAUUAAUACUGGAAAUAUCGAAUUGGAUAAUAAAAUCAGCGAAUGGUUAAAAUGGAAUAAGGAUGCAGCUGCUGAACAUGAAAUUCAAGAAUUGAUUCUUAACAAUGAUGAUAAAGUUUUAUCUAAUUUAUUUUUAAAAAGGCUUGAAUUUGGUACAGCUGGUUUAAGAGGUUGUAUGGGUCCAGGAUAUAAUCAAAUGAAUGAUUUAGUUAUAGUUCAAACUGGUCAAGGGUUAUCAAUGUAUUUAGCUGAUAACAUUGUUGAUGUAACUGAAAAAGGUAUCAUAAUAGGAUAUGAUGGACGUCACUGUAGCAAAAGAUUUGCAGAAUUAACCGCUACAAUUUUUGUAUCAAAGAAUAUAAAAGUAUAUCUUUUUUCAAAAGUUGUACCAACUCCCUUUAUACCUUAUGGUGUAUUAAAAUAUAACUGCGCAGCUGGAAUAAUGAUUACAGCAUCUCAUAACCCUAAAAAUGAUAAUGGUUAUAAAGUUUAUUGGGAAAAUGGUGCACAAAUAAUAUCACCACAUGAUAAAGAAAUCCAAAAAUACAUACUUAAAAAUCUUGAACCAAUGGAAUCUUCAUGGGAAGUAACAAAAAUCUAUCAUAGUUCUUUAUGUAUAGAUCCAUUGGAUGAUGUUAUGCAAUUUUACUUUAAUGAUCUCGAAGAAACUGUUUUAUAUCCAGAAGUAAAUAAGAAUACAAUAUUAAAAUUUACUUAUACUCCUAUGCAUGGUGUAGGAUAUCAAUAUAUGACUGCAGCCUUUAAUGUUGCAAAUUUUAAGCCAUUUAUAGUAGUUGAAGAACAAAAAUUACCUGAUCCAGAAUUUCCAACUGUUAAAUUUCCAAACCCUGAAGAAGGAAAAAGUGCUUUAGAUCUUAGUAUACAAGUAGCAAAUAAAAAUUCUUCUUCUAUUAUUCUUGCUAAUGAUCCAGAUGCAGAUAGGCUAGCUUGUGCUACAAAAAUAAAAAAUGAUGAAUGGUAUAUCUUUUCUGGUAAUGAAUUGGGAGCACUUUUAGGAUGGUGGAUGAUACAUAAGUAUCAAGUGCAAUAUGCUGAUGUAAAUUUUUCAAAUGUGUACAUGUUGGCAUCAACAGUUUCAAGUAAAAUUUUAGCAUCAAUGGCUAAACAAGAAGGAUUUAAUUUUGAGGAAACUUUAACAGGUUUUAAGUGGAUGGGCAAUAGAACUGUAGAAUUAGAAAAAAUGGGUAAAACAGUUCUGUUUGCAUAUGAAGAAGCCAUAGGCUUUAUGUGUGGUUCAAAAGUUCGCGAUAAAGAUGGUAUAAGUGCUGGAAUGCAUCUAGCAGAAUUAGCGGCUUAUCUUGAGACUAUGGGACUUACUCUUCUCGAUUUAUUAAACGAAAUAUAUAUUCAAUAUGGAUACCACAUUUCUAAGAGUUCAUAUUGGAUUUGUCAUGAAUCAAGUAUAAUUAAAAAAAUAUUUGAAAGAUUACGAACAUACUCUGGCAAAUUAAAUACAUAUCCAACAGAUAUUCUCGAUGGAAAGUAUACUAUAAUAGGUGUUCGUGAUUUGACAACUGGUUAUGAUAAUACAAAACCAAAUAAUAAGGCUGUUUUACCUAUUUCAAAAUCUAGUCAAAUGAUAACAUUUACAUUUGAAAAUGGUUUGGUCAUAACAUUAAGAACUAGUGGCACCGAACCUAAAAUUAAAUAUUACAGUGAAUUAUGUACUCCUCCUGAUGAACCUGAAAAUGUUGAAGUCUUAAGAAACAUUCUUGAUGAAAUGGUAUCAGCUGUUGUAACAGAGUUUCUUCAACCUGAAAUAAACGGUCUUCUAUCUCGUAUUAGUUAAAUAAUAUAUUUAUACACGGUCUUAUUAUUAUAACUUAUUAUUAUUCACUUUCAUAAGUUCUUGUUAAUUACUUAUAUUCAAUUUUAUUAAUCGAUUAUUUUGUAAUUAUUUGUUAUGUAUAGGA